AGUCCGGUCCGGUCCAGUGCGCCCCGCCCCGCUGCGUCGUCAGUGUCAGUCAUCACGCCGGUCAGCUCAGAGCCGCCGCUACGCGCUACGAUACGAUGGGGUCGGCGCACGGCGCUCUGGCCGCUUCCAUGCAGGAGAUCCAAGACGCCCAGGCCGCCGCCCAGGCCCAGGCUGCCGCCCAGCAGGGCCCCGGCGAGGGCCCGUGCCACUGCUGCGACAGCCGCCGCGUGCUGGGCGACCUGGAGUGCCCCUUCACGUGGGCCGUGCCGCCCAUGGGCCCCGAGGAGGCCGCGUACGCCGAGGACAAGAUGUUCAUGUGGGCCGAGCCGUACGUGGCGGCCGCGGACAAGAUCGCCCUGGCGUACAGCCGCCACUGCGAGGGCCGCCACUGGGAGGCGCGCGCCCACCUCGUCGAGUGCUACAUGUUCCUCAUGGCCGCCGACGUGCCGUCGUCCGCCUGGCCCCGCCGCUGCGAGGUCUACGACGUCUACAGGGACGGCUUCCGGCACGUGGUGGACGCGUGCUGGGCGGGCAUGUGCCUGCCGGAGCGGAGCGAGUACCACACGGGGCGCCACGUGCGCCGCGCCGACAGCCCGGACACCUCCGUGCAGGACUUCAUCAAGACCAUCAAGCCCUUCAAUCGGCUCCACCGCCGGCAGCAGGCGGCCGCGCUCACGCUCAAGAGCCGCUUCAUGACCGACGAGGGGUGAAAGUGGUGGAGGGAUGGGCGAAGACUGAGCCGAGCUACGAGGAAGUGGCCCUGCUGCGGGACGCCUACCGACAGCGGCCCAACCCCGACACCAUGACCCGCCUGGCUAAGACGCUGUUGGAGUCCAAGAAGUUCUUCGAGGAAGGGAAACGGCUCCUCGACGACGCUCUCACCCUGCACCCGAAGUGUCCGGCCGUCCUCUACCAGGCCCUGAACAUUUAUCCCUCGAUUCAAGUUCCAUGGGCUUUAGAAGAAGAGAUGUACCUGCGUACCCUUGAGUUGACGAAAGACCACGCUCACAUCUACGUAAAGCUGGGUAUGCGUUACAUGUCGAUGGGGAAGCAAGCUUUAGCCAAUCCGCUGUUCGCCCAAGGACUGACCAAAAACAGGUUAGCAGCGCAAGCCUUCCUCGAAGUCAUGAAGGGGACAGUAUCGGCCUCGAAGGACACGUGUGCCGAGUAUUCGGCGCAGCAGAAAUAAGUAAUUUUCUUAGUGUAGUGUAUUUUGUUUGUUCUAAAACAAAGCUUUUGUUUCAUUGUACCAGUACGUACUUUUUUAUUUUUAUUUUUCGAUGACCGUCUACUUGAAAUCAAAAUAUCUCAACGUAAGUAAUCAGUUUUCUUGCUGGUUAAUGUGGUUGUAAAGGAGUUGCGAAGGAGAAGGUGCAAGUAAAACAAGUCUCAAUCAUA
Messenger RNA from Frankliniella occidentalis (western flower thrips), 1398 nucleotides. RefSeq lists its product as uncharacterized. Gene Ontology annotation, molecular function: protein binding. NCBI's taxonomy places the organism in Eukaryota, Metazoa, Arthropoda, Insecta, Thysanoptera, Thripidae. The record is from RefSeq and is a predicted model, not a curated record.